This is a messenger RNA of Poecile atricapillus (Black-capped chickadee), 2300 nucleotides long. Its product is annotated as kelch-like protein 42. The transcript has 3 exons. Gene Ontology annotation, molecular function: protein binding. Bases 1 to 1539 code for a protein of 512 amino acids. Lineage: Eukaryota; Metazoa; Chordata; Aves; Passeriformes; Paridae. The record is from RefSeq and is a predicted model, not a curated record.
AUGUCCCUGGCGGAGCGGCGGCGGGAGGAGGAAGGGGAGCGGGAAGGGGAAGCAGGGGAUGGGGCCGGUGCCGGGGAGGAGGUGGUGCAGAUCCGGCUGGGGGAUAAAUGCUACCCGGUGUGCAAGAGGAAGCUGAUCGAGCAGAGCGACUAUUUCCGAGCGCUCUACCGCUCGGGAAUGAGGGAGGCAGGGCAGGGCCAGGAGGAGCAGCUGCUGCGAGGGGGGCUGAGCGCCCUGGGGCUGGAGCUGGUGCUGGACUUCAUCAACACGUCCUGCCUGGCCCGGCUGGAGCAGGAGGUGGGCGGUGAGAAGGAGCCGCCGCUGCUGGAGGAGCUGGUGGAGGCCGCUUCCUACCUGCAGGUCACGCCCCUGCUGCGGCUGCUGCUGUCGCAGGUACGCCUCGGCAACUGCUUCGAGCUGCACCGCCUGGCGCAGGUGUACGGCCUGCAGGACCUGCACGACGCCUGCUUGGACUUCAUGGCCGCCCACUACCACCAGGUGCUGCGCAGGCCCGACGCCCGCCCGCACCUCCUGCUGCCCUCGGCGCUGCAGCAGCAGCUGCGGGAGCGGCGCAUGAGGGGCACGGCCACCCUCGUGCUGCUCGGGGACUUUAUGGGCGCCUGUCCGCCGGGGCUGCCCGCCGGCUGCCACCCCGCGGGGGACGCGCCCUGGGCCAUGCUCAGGUACGACGAGGAGGCGCAGCGGUGGCUGCCGCUGGCCAAUAAUCUGCCCACCGAUCUGGUGAGCGUCCGCGGCUACGGCUCGGCCACGCUGGACAAUUACCUGUUCAUUGUCGGCGGCUACCGCAUCACCAGCCAGGAGAUCUCUGCCGCGCACUGCUACAACCCGUGCCUCAACGAGUGGAGCCAGCUGGCCUCGAUGAACCAGAAGAGAUCCAACUUCAAGCUCCUGGCUGUCAGUGGAAAGCUCUAUGCCAUCGGUGGCCAAUCCCUUUCCAAUGUGGAGUGCUACAACCCGGAGAAUGACUGGUGGAAUUUUGUGGCAUCCAUGCCAAACCCUCUUGCAGAAUUCUCAGCUUGUGAAUGCAAGGGCAAGAUCUAUGUUAUUGGAGGAUACACUGCACGAGGCAGGAACAUGAGCAUCCUGCAGUAUUGUCCCACUUCUGAUUCCUGGACCAACUUGGAGCUGUGCGACGUGCACAUCCGCAAGCAGCAGAUGUUGUCUGUGGAGGAGACCAUCUACCUGGUGGGAGGCUGCAUCCUCGACCUUGGACCAAACCAGAGAUCCGGCCCCAGCGAGGACCUGCUAACGGUGCAGUCCUACAACACUACCACCAAAGAGUGGCUCUACCUCAAUGAGAACUCAUCCAAAUCUGGCCUUAACUUGACUUGCACUCUCCACAAUGAUGGAGUCUAUAUCUUGAGUAGGAAUAUUACUCUGUCUUCCAGCUUGGAGCAGCGUCUCUUCCUGAAGUAUAACAUCUUCACAGACAGUUGGGAGUCACUGGGGCGUUUCCCAGCCUUUGGACAAAACAUUCUGAUCUGUUCUAUGUAUUUGCCUGAUGGGCGAGAAGUGUAACAGCAUGAGGGUUUUCUUUUCAGUUCAUUAAUCGUUCUUUGAUGAGAUAUUUCUCCCUCUGAAUAAUUCCAUUUUCAGAAUGUAAUGUGGUUGCAUAAUGCAGGCAUAAAAUACUGAUUCUGUUCUCUAAAAAGGUUUCAGAGUCCAAUAUGAAGAGAAAUGCUUCCAGAAACAGUUUUAAGAUGUUAAUUUAAACAUUUUACUGGUUUGGAUUAAAAUUUCACCAGGUAUUGUUUGCAAUUUAAACAUAAAAUAAUUGUGUUGGCAACUGAUACAGAAGUUCCGAAAGCAAAACUCAUCAGUCUGGUUUUAUUUUUCAUCUUAAUAGACAGCAUAGAACAAAACAUAUACAUUUUUAAAGUUGAAACAAUUCAAUAAAGUAAAAAAUUAGUAUAAUCAAAAUCACAACAGGAUUUAUUUCUUUUAAAAUACAGGCAAGCAAUGUUCUGUCAAAUGUGCAGUUUCAAAUUGCUUAUGCUGUCCCCAUUUUAUCUCAUGGCAGCAAGUGAGAUUUUCGAAGAUGCCAGAAAUUGGGGUCCCAUCAAGAAGAACUUCCUCUGGAUUAUUUAUAGUGCAAUGCUUUGCCAGGGACUGGUAGGAAUUGCCUACAGUUGCUAAUUGGAAAGUAGAUGCUCCUUUAAUUGAAGUUGGCAGCAUUUCAAGCUACUAUUAAGAUAGAGGUAAAAAGGCUCUUUAUUCAAAGGGCGGAAUUUCCUAAUUGUCAUAAAGGUUUAAGUUUUAGUUACCUUGUUGUGUUCUGU